CACCUUGACGGCGAAGAUCAAAGGUAUUUCCACGCUGUCCAUCUCUCUUGCAUGCUGGUCACAACGGGCUGACAGUUCUGCCAGACAUGGAACUCGAAGAGCAAGGACUCCGUCGAAAAUGUGAAGACCUCCGCCGUACACUGGCCGAAAAGAGCAAGAAGUUGGAGCAGGCUCAGGAGCUCUACAACAAACUUAAGCAAAAGGUGUUGCUAAGCCAGCCAGCCAACGAUCCGGCUGAUGUCAUGGGCUCGAGGAUAGGCCCAGAGACGAAUCGGUAUGACCUUCAAGGACAGAAUUCUGGUGGGAUCGGAUCGAGAACCAACUACUUCCCCGAUGACUCAAGGUCAUCGAGAAGGCAUUCGGGUUCAGAAAGCUUGGACAAUUGGAACAAGCCCAUGGACCCCCAAUUUCCUAUACCCGGAACCCCAGCUAGCCACAUGUCGAUGGGUGAGCCAGGCUCUCGUUUCUCAUCCAUGCGAGACUCUCUCAGUAACACUUUGCCGGCAAUCCCUCGCUCGGGUCGUUAUACCCAAUCCAGCAGAGCGAACAACCAUGCAACGGGUAGCAAUAUUGGGCGAACAACGUCGACAUCACUCGCUUCUGCUGAACUGAGAAGCAGUCGGCGACAUGAUGAUCCCGUUGUUCCCAGGACAUCUACGAUACGAAGAGUAGGAGACCCGAUACCCAGAACCAGCUCCCAUUCGUUUGACUCACUCCCCAGUUUCAUCAAUCGGUAACUCGGUCGAAGGCAACUAAGUGAGGUAGAUUUCUGAGAAGGAAGGAUGGAGCCAUGCAUUGCUGCAUGUCUCAUGUCAUCUAGUGUAAAUAGACCAUAUGUCAUGCAGUCUAGAGUUCUGCCUAGAACGGAGUACGGGAUGUCAGCAACUUCGGUUUGCCAAAAGAGUGGAUGGACAAAUUCGAUACCAUAUCCAACAAAUACAACGACUCAGCAACUAAGACUGCGUUUGUUCUGGUGCGGUUUGCGUAUAAAGGGCCUCAUACGACAAGUUUUGCACUCAAGAAG
Neurospora tetraspora is the source of this 1024-nucleotide messenger RNA. RefSeq lists its product as uncharacterized. Gene Ontology annotation, biological process: reciprocal meiotic recombination. The record is from RefSeq and is a predicted model, not a curated record. NCBI's taxonomy places the organism in Eukaryota, Fungi, Ascomycota, Sordariomycetes, Sordariales, Sordariaceae. The transcript has 3 exons. Gene Ontology annotation, molecular function: ubiquitin protein ligase activity. The coding region runs from base 87 to 737 and encodes 216 amino acids. Gene Ontology annotation, cellular component: synaptonemal complex.